AUCUUACAGAACUGCAUUCAGUUUAUCUUUUUACUUACCAAACUUCCACUUGGCAAAAUCAAAGUCCAAAUACAUUGGUCGUUGGAUUGAAGGUUGCUUCGUCAACAGCAUGCAGGUGAUAGGUACCUUGGGUAGCUGAGUUGGAUAGCAAUGGCUCAUAGCUCCAUUGUCUCGUAAUCGUUCCCUGACAACCCGACGACCCGCUUCCAUCCGUCGCCAUUCACUACCAUUCAACGCAUUAAUCAAUUCACAACGCCACUCCUUCGGGCACCGACAACUUCAACCUUACAAUUACCUACGAACCUCUGUCACCUGGAGUGACCUACAUAAGAAGUACAUGAAGGGAACCCCUCUACCUUGGUAGACAAUACAAUCCCGCAAUGUCCAUCCGAAUAUCCCUCGACGCCCCGCCCGAGUUCUAUACGAACCUCGACUUCAUCAGCGGCCGCGUGAUCCUCGUUCUACACAAAACAGAAAAUAUAGGAAAUGUAAUCGUCAAACUCGAGGGCGAGUCGCGCACGGCGCUCACCGUCCCCUCUCCUGGCGACCGAGACGACUACUACCACGCACGUCCUCCCGGCGGGGUCAUGGGCGGCGACGUCAUCACCGAGAACCACAAGAUCCUAUAUAAAGUGUUCCAAGUCUACCCCGACGACGGCGCCUCCAUCGCCUUUCAACCCGGCAUGCACGAGUUCAAAUUCAACUUUAAGAUGCCUCUCAAUAAUAUCUGCUAUGACGAGAAAGCCAUGAGCGGGCUACUGGGCCUCGGCGGUAUCGGCGGUAGUAGCGGUUUUCGCACUAUGGAUGGCACGAAGCAGCUCAUGCUGCAGCACGUCAAGUCUACCUUACCUCCCUCGCUCACCGGCUUUCCGCAGGAGGCCGAGAUCCGAUAUUACCUUAAGGUCACUAUCCAGCGCCCGGGCUUCUUUAAGGAGAACUGGCGCUACCAAGUCGGUUUCAAGUUCCUGCCUAUCGAACCUCCGCGGCCAGCGAAGACAAGCCAGGAAGCCUUCGCUCGACGGCCGUUCACAUUCCGGCCACGCGCCCCAACGCAUCAUCGCAAAUCAUUCUUCGGCAACAAAUCUCCCGGGCCCGGCGCCGAAGACCCGAGCCAGAUGCCACCGAACAUCGAGAUGUCGGCGCGCGUGCCGUUCCCCAGCAUCCUGACCUGCAAUGAGCCCCUGCCCCUGCGCAUAAUAGCGCGGAAGCUCGCUCCGACGACGACGCGUGAGCAGCAGGUGUAUGUGACGGCGCUCGAGCUUAAGUUGAUAGGAUACACGCAAGUGCGGGUGGAGAACCUCGAAAACACCGAGGUCACCGCGUUCCCCAUCUUCAGCGCCGCGCGCCUCUCGCCCCCGAUCGCGCUCUUUAGCUCCCCCUCUGACCCCGUCGAUACCGAGUUCGAGAUCCCGCGAUCGUUGUGGGCCGAACGAAGACUGCCGAAUACGGUCGCGCCGUCGUUCCGAACAUGUAAUCUGGCCAGGCGGUACGAGCUACAGAUCAUGAUAACGCUGAGCUGGGGCACGCCUCCGUCCGGUUCUUCGAUCUCGCUGGCGUCUGGCAAGCAACCUCUCGCGCAGACCAUAACGCUACCCCUAAAGCUCUCUAACGUGGAAGUCUUUUCGGGUAUCGCGCCGCCGCAAGAACUCCUCAACUCUAUCAACCACAACGCUAACGGUGAUAUCGUCGGCGCCGGUAUCGGCCCCGGUUUUGGUAUCGGCGGCCCUCACAUCCGUCCGCCGCAUCUCCCUCAAAGGCCGACGGGACAAAACGCACCGAACCAGCAAGGUCCGUCGCAACCACAGAGACCUCCUCACGACCCGUUGUACCCGCCGCAGCUGGGCACCCCCGCCAACGCCCAAUUCGACGAGGCGCCGCCUAGCUACGACGAGGCGAUGGCGGACCAGCUGGCGGGACCCGCGGCGCGGCCCGCGUACAGCGGGGUUACAGCGGAGAAUGCGCCGAGCACGAUGCCUGCGCAGAAGUCUUGAUUCAGGUUCUGUGUCUCUAUUUACAGUGGUAGCGCGUAAGCUUAAUAGGCAUGAUGAGAUCGGUGUAUAUUAGCAGGUUAGGAUAAGAGCGCACGGAAAAGGAACACGCCGCCGACGAUUCGCGGAAUUGCAGACGGCGGGACAACGGAGGUCAGGGCUUGGUUGUCAAAGACAUAGCGGAUGAUACCCCCUCGGGUUGGCUAACGUUGUUUAUUUAUAAAAAGCUGCGGUUGGUGUUCUGGUUGGAGUUACGGGAUCGAACUUACUUCUAAAGGGUUGCUGGUUCGGCGUUGCGAUGGAUGGGACGCAUAGAAGGCACGGGGUGUAUAUAAAGUUGGUACCUACUACCAGGUACCUAGGCAGGUAAUUACUAAAUUAAUUCCCAGGC
Messenger RNA from Annulohypoxylon truncatum, 2379 nucleotides. RefSeq lists its product as uncharacterized. Lineage: Eukaryota; Fungi; Ascomycota; Sordariomycetes; Xylariales; Hypoxylaceae. The record is from RefSeq and is a predicted model, not a curated record. Gene Ontology annotation, biological process: ubiquitin-dependent endocytosis. The transcript has a single exon. Gene Ontology annotation, cellular component: cytosol; plasma membrane; cytoplasm. Gene Ontology annotation, molecular function: protein-macromolecule adaptor activity; ubiquitin protein ligase binding. Bases 381 to 1991 code for a protein of 536 amino acids.